This is a messenger RNA of Hyposmocoma kahamanoa, 1000 nucleotides long. RefSeq lists its product as uncharacterized. NCBI's taxonomy places the organism in Eukaryota, Metazoa, Arthropoda, Insecta, Lepidoptera, Cosmopterigidae. The coding region runs from base 1 to 552 and encodes 183 amino acids. The record is from RefSeq and is a predicted model, not a curated record. The transcript has a single exon.
AUGGACAUAGUCCCGAAUAACUUUCAAAGGUAUCCAAUGAAACUGUAUGUACAAGAUAUCUUUCGUGCAAAACGGAGUGAACACAACAAAUAUUUUUAUGAAUUAUUCGGACUCUCUUUCAAGAAUAUCAUGGUCCACGGUGUUGUUACAACGUUGUAUAAUAAGACUAAUAAUUCUACAAACUUAGAAUUGAGCGAUGGAACUGGAACUGUACAAAUAUAUUACGAUUGGGGUAAACGCAACAAAAACGUGUCCAAAGAAAUGAUGAAGAGUUUGCAUAGAGAUUUUGUUGAACAAUUGCGAUAUGGCGAUAGUAAUUUAGACAUUAAAUCCAAAAUGAUGACUGCUAUAUCAGAAACAAAGCAGGAACCAGCUAAUUUUGAUGUCGGUUCACAUCUGUGUGUUAUUGGGGAUGUUUUUAUAGAUGGUCUUACAGGAACUAGGAUGAUGUCAGCCUACGAGUGUACUGUUACUAAUGUAGAACGAGAUAUUGUAUGGUUAGAAGAAUUGAGGUAUCUGUAUGAAAAGUUCUAUUUACGGUCCAAGGAAUAAAGUUUAAAAUUAUUUAAAUGUCAUAUAAUUCCAUUCAUAGAACUUAUUUCAGAAUUUUAUACGGGAUCAACUAACCCAUUUCCUUAAUUCUUUUUAUGAUACAAAGUGAAGUGUAUCUGGUGAUAGUGACACACCUGACCCGUAGCAGAUCCGUUGAAGUAUCACUAAUAGCUUUAAAUCGCAACGUCUGAGGGGCACCAUGUGCCUGUAAUUUCGCCAGCUCCCUAACGCUUCAAAAUCGGAACACAUUAAUGCUUGGCGACUGAAAUAAGUAAGGUGGUUCUAACACUGAAUAAAAUCAAAAUUAAAUGCAAAGUUUUUUAUUGUAUCUUUAAAAACUAUGAUCAAUAAGAAUGUAGAUGCUAGAAAGCACCAGGAAACUCUCUUUAAUAUUCACUUUAUUAUUUACACUUAGGUUAGGUUUCAAUUUCUAUCUAUCUAACUUUAU